AAUAUUUUUUUUUUACAGAUGAUGUUCAAAACAAUAAAAGAAAUGAAAAGAAAAGGUCGGAAUUAAGAAGACAAGGAUUUCGAUAUCAAGUCCAGAAUGAACCCAAUCACAGAAGCCCACCUUGUCCUUGUGCUAUUGGUCAGGUAGGCUCAUUGUCACCCCUCAUGAACCACCAAGAAAAUCUCAACUUCACAAAUCAAAUUAAAAAAAAAAAAACACUCAAACUUCAGUGUCCCAAAAUUCACCAGAGAUUUCUGCUACAAGAAUCACCCGCUCUUCAUGAAACUCGCGAGACACAUUUCGCGCCGUUUCACUUGCUUCUCAACGCCGCUAAAACCAGAGCGAGUAACCAAGAAUCCGCUGUCAAUCAACGCCGCCAAAGAGCUUCACGCACACCUCAUCAGGACCCAACGCCACGAAGACCCAUUUUCGAUAUCUCCCGUGAUCAGAGCUUACUCUCUUGCUCCCUCUCAUUUGCACAAAGCCCAUCAUGUUUUCUAUCAAACUAAAGAACCCACAAUGUUUAAUUUUAAUCACAUGAUCCGUGGUUUUUCCCAAAGUAACGUACCCAAUGAAGCUAUUAAAAUGUACAACCAAAUGUACUAUUUACAAGGUUUUCCUGGUGAUAUUAUGACUUUUAUUUUCGUUUUCAAGGCCUGUGCUCGAGUUUCGGAUGUUGCAAACGGUCAAAAGUUUCAUGUUCAUGCUGUUAAACUGGGGUUUGAUUCCUAUCUAUUCGUUGCAAAUGCGCUGAUUCACAUGUAUUCUUGUUGUGGCGAUCUGGGUUUUGCAAGGAAAGUAUUUGAUACAAUGGAGGAAAGAGAUAUAGUUUCUUGGAAUUCUUUGAUUUGUGGAUAUAGUCAAUGCAAAAAGUUCAAGGAAUUAUUGGGUUCGUUUAGGGCAAUGCAAGAAGCUAAUGUGAAAGCUGAUGCUGUGACAAUGGUGAAAGUUAUUUUAGCUUGUUGUUAUACAGAUAACAUGAAUUUGGCAGAUUCUAUGGUUAAAUAUAUUGAGGAAAAUUGUGUUCAUAUUGAUGUUUAUCUGGGGAACACUUUGAUAGAUAUGUAUGGAAAGCGUGGUUUAGUUAAUUUAGCGCGGGAAUUAUUUGAUAGGAUGCUUGAAAGAAAUGUAGUGUCCUGGAAUGCAUUGAUCAAGGGUUAUAUGAAAGUAGGGGAUUUUAUUGAAGCAAGGAAGGUUUUUGACAACAUGAAGCAAAGGGAUGUGAUUUCUUGGACUUCCAUGAUUACAGGUUACUCUCAAGCUAACCAAUUUACAGGUGCAUUGAAUCUUUUUCAAGAUAUGAUGGCUGCUAAGGUUGUACCGGAUGAGAUUACAGUGGCUAGUGUGCUUUCUGCUUGUGCCAAUUUGGGUGCUCUUGAUGUUGGACUGGCAAUUCAUGACUAUAUCUGCAAGCAUGGAAUAAGAGCAGAUGUUUAUGUUGGAAACUCUUUGAUAGAUAUGUAUUGCAAAUGUGGUGUUGUUGAUAAGGCUUUGGAAGUGUUCCAUGAUAUGAAAGAGAAAGACUCCGUUUCAUGGACUUCAGUCAUCUCAGGACUUGCUGUUAAUGGUUUUGCUGAUUCUGCGCUUGAAUUUUUCUCUCAGAUGUUGAAAGAAGGUGUUCGGCCAACUCAUGGGUGCUUUCUUGCGAUUUUGCUUGCAUGCACUCAUGCUGGAUUGGUAGAUAAAGGAUUGCAAUGUUUUGAAACUAUGGAAAAAGUUCAUGGACUAACCCCUGAAAUGAAGCAUUAUGGCUGUGUUGUGGAUCUUUUAGGUCGUUAUGGCUAUCUAGAGAGGGCCUAUCAAUUCAUAAGAACAAUGCCUAUACAUCCGGAUGUUGUAGUGUGGAGGAUAUUGUUGAGUGCUUGUAAGCUUCAUGGGAAUGUGGUCUUAGCUGAGAUUGUCACAAACAAGCUUCUUGAACUGGAUCCCUCUAACAGUGGAAAUUAUGUUCUCUUGUCAAAUACUUAUGCAAGCUCAGAUAGAUGGGAUGAUGCUACAAAAAUGAGAGAACUGAUGGAGGGGAACAAUGUGCAGAAACCAUCUGGCUGGAGCUCCAUUGAAGCAAAAAGGAUGACAUCAAGUAUCUCCGGGGAGCUUCACUUUCCCAAUUUUAAAGGAGUAAUUCCCUGAAAAUAAUCCUGGUACUGAUGGACUUCAUUUCAUCAGUGCAUGGGCAGUUAUAGUGAAAUUGGAUUGAUACAAGCAGUAGUCCUGAAAAGGCAAUGGACAUUAACAUACUAUCACCUGAGUGGUAAUAUUGCACCAAGAUGACCUCAUCGUAAUUUCGAUUCAAACGUUAGCUGUGAUGGGUUUGCAUAUCACCUUAAAGAAGCAAAAGACGAUUACUUUGAGGUAGGCUUGUAUACAUCCUAUUGUAAUGCAGCUGGCACAGGUUUUCGAAACAUUGAUCUCUUGAAACAAAUUAUCAUCGAUUCAUUUCCCUGCAAUUCUUUGAAGGAUGAGAACCUGGUCUCUGGGAGGGUACAGGAAAUUUUUCCUGGUAAACUAGUGAACACAGUCAGAACACCUACUAUUAAUUGUUCCUUACCGGCCGGAGAGAAGGUAUGCUGUCAAGGUUUCGCCCAAAGACCAAUUUUUUUAUUUUUCCACAUUCUAUUAUGGUCUGAUAUAUGGUCUUAGAGACCAUAAAAUGUAGUUUUUGGUUUAAGUUUUUCCAAGCACCAGUCGGGCAGAUUAAUAUAGUUAAGCUUCUAUUA
Molecule: messenger RNA, 2717 nt
Organism: Theobroma cacao (cacao)
Lineage: Eukaryota; Viridiplantae; Streptophyta; Magnoliopsida; Malvales; Malvaceae
Source: RefSeq, a predicted model, not a curated record